AUGUUUAAUGCGACAUACGCUGAGAUGAAGAAACCAGCUGCUGAGUGGAAGACUGUAUUGGGUGGCAUCUUUUUCUUCAUUGGGUUCACUGACCUGGUUGUUCUCUGGCAAAGGUAUUAUGUGUAUCCCCCUCAUCCUCCUACCCUUGAUGACGAAUGGCAGGCUAUGCAGGUGAAGAGGAUGCUGGACAUGCGGGUGAACCCUGAGGAGGGUUUCUCAACCAAAUGGGACUAUGAGAAGGGCCAGUGGAAAUAG
Molecule: messenger RNA, 255 nt
Organism: Cyprinus carpio (common carp)
Lineage: Eukaryota; Metazoa; Chordata; Actinopteri; Cypriniformes; Cyprinidae
Product: cytochrome c oxidase subunit 4 isoform 2, mitochondrial-like
Exons: 2
Coding region: 1-255 (84 amino acids)
Biological process (GO): mitochondrial electron transport, cytochrome c to oxygen
Source: RefSeq, a predicted model, not a curated record